Zea mays is the source of this 682-nucleotide messenger RNA. RefSeq lists its product as uncharacterized. Gene Ontology annotation, cellular component: EKC/KEOPS complex. The record is from RefSeq and is marked validated. NCBI's taxonomy places the organism in Eukaryota, Viridiplantae, Streptophyta, Magnoliopsida, Poales, Poaceae.
GUUUAGGAACAACCCAUCUCCAUUCACCAACGGCGCCUCCAACUCCGAGCGCCGCCUCUGCCUCGAAAACUCUUACUCGCGGAGCUGCAGCCAGGGGGGCGACCGGUGUGUGAACCGCUGCCGCUAUGGCUGCUGCUUCCGUUCCGCCAACAUCUUCAUCCGGCGGCUGGGACUUCACCUGUAACCUUGAAGUCGAUUAUGGGUCUGAAGAAAAUGCAUCCAUAGUCUACAGAACGUUAGCAGUUGACAAGGAGUUGCAGCCUGACAAGGUGAAGAGGGAGAUGACUCUAUCAGGCAGCAAGCUGGCCGUCCACUUCGCAGCCGUGGAGGCCCGCUUCCUGCGAGCAUCGUUCAGCUCAUUUGUGGAUCUUAUGGGACUCGUGACGAAGCUCGUCGAAGAAUAUGGUGUGGCCAAUGCAGGGCAUUCUUGAAUCUUGAUGAACAAUCUCAUACACGGCAUUGCGGAGUUGAUUUUAGUUCGCCUGUGAGCAAUUUGGAGUUUUGGACAGUCUUUACCAGUGGAACUGCUCUUGAUCUGUGUCAAGCUAGUGUAGUAUUUGCCCUUGAUUGGUCAAAUCCUAUUCGGAACGGUUAAUUCUUUUCGGCAAUGCCGUUGUGAAAUGUAUAGAUGAUGAAUAGGUAAAAAUUAUCUAUAUAUCCUCAGUUAGGCUUUCUCCACGAG